CUAAACUGAGACAUCUGCUUGGAUUAAACCUCUUCCAUCUGCUGUCCUCCUGUCUACUGACGAGCUGCUGGGUCACUAAAACACAUCUUUGAUGCAUUUUCAAAAUAUAGGCCUAUAUAGCCCCACACAUUUACUUAUUUAUGUAUCGAUUAUUAAUUUAAACACUUAAACAUGGAAAUUUAACAUUAUUUCUAGGCCACUUAAGCCAAUUUGUCAAAGCAUGUUGGAAAAUAUGAUCUUGAGGUUUAUUGGUGUGUGUGUGUUUGGGGGGGGGGGGGCAUAAGGCCUCGAUGUUAGCCUUGUACCAGAUAACUGGUCUUAGUCACAUGACCUCAUAGCCCACACAGGCUGGUAAUCUGUUUAUGCAGCGCGUGACCCGUCCUCCCCCUCUCUUCUGCCCUCAUCCCGUCCGCCUUCCAGCUGAUGAUGCAUGCGGCAGAACAGGCUUGUCGAGCAUCUCUAUAGCAACUGCAAACAGCGAGGCACUUCAGAGCCAUCUCAAAGAGCAAAUGUGACCUGGGCCAUUACAUCUACAAGCACUACAAGACAACCGGGUCUCUUCUAAAGGUCAAAUUCAAGGUGAGUGCAGCGAGCAUGUCGUGGUUCAGCUGGAACGAGCCGCACUGCCGGAGCCCAAGACGUGAGCCGUCUGAAGUGGUCACGGACACCCUGAUGCUGGAGCUGAGCUGGCAGAUGAAGGAGGCCGAGAGACGGCAGCGGGAGCGAGACAGUGAGUAUCGGAGGCUGAAGAGCGGCGUGGACUACAGCUGGCUCAUGAGCUCCCCACGCAGCUCUUUUGACAUCAGCCAAGGAGAGAGACUCGGCCUCGAGGACCUGUGUAGCAAAGUACCACCAUCAUACUGCGGAUCGGUAAUACAGAGGUUUCGGCAGGUGCUGAUGGAGAAUGAGCCUGAGCUGCAGGAGGUUUCCGGACUCUUCCGCUCUGUGCUUGUGGAAACACUUGAGCGUGUUCAAGACGAACAGGAGGCGCAGCGUCUGACCCACCAGUGGAACAACAGACGCCCCAUAAGCUUGUCGCUGAUGAGCUUCAGGUCUCGCGUGCGGAUCAACCCUUUCGGCAGCACCUUGGGACUGAAAUCAAACAGUUACGGCUCGGAGGAAGAUGGAGUAGAUGUCAAGACUGUGUGUGGGGAUGUUGAGAAGGGUCUUGGUCAGACAACGGAGAAAGCGCAGCGCGUGUGGAGCAUGCCGGAGAUUCGGCACAAGGGAAUCAAUGGGAAAGCUUGAGUGCCUGGGAGUGGGGUUCGACUGCCUGAUAUUCCCAGCACCACUGUCAGUGUAUUUAUAUUUUCAGAAAUAUGGAGGUAAGAGGUAUGUUGAUUUUGGGAAAUAAAACGUAAGUCUUAGCAAAGCAAAUACAUGCAUUUGCUACAAGGACAACACUCCCAACUCGUCACAUAUUGAUGCUUGGUCACUUUUUGACACACAGGGUCCUCAGUUGCUUUAAAUAAGACACCUUUGGAAUCAUUUGACACGUAAGGCACUGGAAAUGAUAUCAUCAUGAUUAAAUUAAAUAAUAAUGCCAUUAUUGAUAUGUUGGGGUGUGACUUUUCAAUGUAAACAGUCACAACAGUUUUAUUUACAUUGCACUAUACACAUAUUUGUGAGCACAUAAGCACACCCCUGCUCCUAAAGCUACCAUUCGUCAAUAAAACACAAUAUGUAACAGACAGAUAUAACUACAGUCAUAAUUUAUUCAAAAAGUAUUAAUAUUCCAAGUCUUCCGAGGCAAAAUGAUAGAUUUGUGAAAGGAAUAUCUACGGAGUAUCUUUUUGAUUGAAAUGUGAUACCCCUGUGCAUCAAAUAUGAUGCUAAAAGUGUACCUUGAACGUCAAAAAGCAACGCCAAGGGGUCCUGACCAAGCGGCAACCUCCUGUGCUGCAUCCCAUUGUGCUUUCAUCCUUUAAGGGUGUAGUAUAUGUACUUUUUGGUGAAGAAAAAGUACACGCUUUUGAGUAGGCAAGCUUUGUCAUAUAGUUGCAUCUUUAACGGACUGCUCUGUCGCAUAGUUACACUGUAAACUGGCCUGUCAAUCAUCUUGUCACAGUUAACAUCCUCCACAUUUCAUUUCAUUUAACUUCCUAUACCAUAUCUAAGAGAGAAAACAAGUAGCACGUUGAUCUGUAAGCCAUGGGUCUUCAUGCAGAGAACUCUGCUCAUAUUUUCUGCAUGAUGCAUUUAAAAGUGCAA
Carassius auratus (goldfish) is the source of this 2211-nucleotide messenger RNA. Its product is annotated as protein RD3-like. The transcript has 3 exons. The coding region runs from base 595 to 1248 and encodes 217 amino acids. NCBI's taxonomy places the organism in Eukaryota, Metazoa, Chordata, Actinopteri, Cypriniformes, Cyprinidae. The record is from RefSeq and is a predicted model, not a curated record.